GGUAGAUCAGAUGCCCUGAAGCCUCAGGACUUCCAAGACGCAGAAGAUGAUGGGCGUACACCCAACGGUGACAGUGGAAGAGGACAUUUUUGAGAGAGGCCGUGUUCUAACAUCAUGAGAUAGACUGAUGGGAGGAACUAGCAAGAAGCCUAGCCGUGGCUUCGAGGCCAUUCUAAAGGCUUGAGGAGCCCAGGUUCACACUAAGGGUAUGGCCAAACCUUUUUUUAGACCACAGAAGUUUCUUCGGAGGACCCAGUUUCUGCUCUUUUUCCUCACAGCGGCUUAUCUGAUGGCCGGCAGUAUUCUGCUCCUGCAGCGAUCCCGCUUGGUCCUCCAGCAAGGUGUUCGUGGGACCUCUGGAAACCAGGUCUUACCAGUGGCAGACGUUCUGCUAGGUGCUGGCAGCCCAGAUAUCAGGCCAGUGCAAAAUCCUCACUUGACUCCUAAACUUCUCGUGAACAUGGACAUGGCCCAUGGAUCAACACCAGACCAGAAGUACGGGCCACGGUGGCUGAUGUCCAGGAAUUCUGAACUGAGACAAUUGCGAAGGAGGUGGUUCCUCCGGUUUGUCAACGAGCAAGAACCGAUGCAGGCAAAGGUGCUGAAACACACACCUGAAAGCAGAGGUACUUACGUCGGAUGCUUCAGUGACGAUUCCAGAGAGAGGACUCUGAAAGGCGCGGUAUUUUAUGACUUGAGGAAAAUGACAGUUUCGCACUGCCAGGAAGCUUGUGCUGAGAGGGCUUAUUCGUAUGCUGGGUUGGAGUAUGGAGCAGAAUGCUACUGUGGAAACAAGCUACCGGUGGCUGUUGCAAAGCAGGAAGAGUGCAACAAUGAAUGUAAAGGAGAGAAAGGAACCAUCUGUGGAGGCAUAAAUAGGCUGUCCGUCUAUCGGGUGGAGGAGCCAUGGGCUGGAUCAAAACGACGGCGGAGUAUUAUCUACCGAGGAUGUUUUAGAGCACCAGAAAAUAUAACCAACACCUUGCCGGCCUCGUUCAUACACUCCAAUUUGACGGCGGAGAUGUGCUCUGAAUUUUGCUCCAAGAAAGAAUUCCCUUUGGCAGUUAUCAGAGGGCCUGAAUGCCACUGUGGCUUCCCCACCGUUCAUUUCUCAUUACGCAACAGCUCAGACAAGUCCUUCUGUAGCAGGUUCCAGAAUGUCAGCAGCACGGCCCAAGUGCCACAGGAGGGGGACUACCGCUUUGUCUACCAAACACCAGUCCAAGACACCCGUUGCACAGAUCGCAAGUUUCUCCCCACCAAAUCCAAAGCGUUCAUUGCUUUGUCAAGCUUCCCUGGAGCUGGUAACACCUGGGCUCGCCAUUUAAUAGAACAUGCUACGGGAUUCUACACAGGGAGCUACUACUUCGAUGGAACCUUGUAUAAUAAAGGUUUCAAAGGGGAAAAAGAUCACUGGAGAAGUCGGAGAACUAUUUGUGUCAAAACGCAUGAGAGUGGCAGAAAGGAAAUUGAACUGUUUGACUCAGCCAUCUUAUUGAUACGGAACCCGUACAAGUCGCUCGUAGCAGAAUUCAAUCGGAAGUGUGCUGGACAUCUUGGCUAUGCCACCGAUCGAAACUGGAAAAGUAAAGAGUGGCCAGAUUUUGUAAACAGCUAUGCGUCAUGGUGGGCUUCCCACGUACUAGACUGGCUGAAAUACGGCAAACAUCUCCUCGUCGUUCACUAUGAAGACUUAAAACAGGCCCUGCUCCCCAAGCUGAAGGAAAUGGUCGAGUUCCUGAACGUCACCGUGACGGAGGACAGGCUGCUCUGUGUUGAAAACAACCGAGAUGGGAAUUUCAAACGGUCCGGAGUCCGGCAGAAGGCAUUUGAACCCUUCACGAAGGAAAUGAAAGACUUGAUCGAUAAAUAUAUCAUGGCUGUGGACAAAGCCCUAAGAGAGAGAAACUUUAUUGGGCUGCCAAAAGAGUAUUUGCCCAGAUGAUGACCUACAACCAGCGCGCUGUGUUUCUGAGAAAAUCCCAAUAAUGAAAUUAAAGAAAAGGCCAGAAUUUUAUAGCUGUGAAAAGGCAGGAUUUGCGCAGAGUCUGCUGACAAAUGCAAAUUCUCAAAACUUGGACACUCUUCAGGAGUACUAAGUACUACGAAAGGCAAGCAAUGAAGGAUGGAAAUUGGGUUAUAAACCAAGGCAAAAGCCAUUAGCACCUCUGCCUGUGUGUGUGUCCGUUUCUCUAUAAAUGGCUACAAAUUUUAACACUUCUGUGCACUGCUAAUUCUGGGAAAUGGGGGGGGGGAAUGGGUUCCUUUGUCUCAUCCUAACUGCCUACUAGCAAUACUUUCUCAAUAGUAUCUAGACAUUUUAUAGCCAUUUUGGCAAUUCAAAUGUGUAUGUUUUUCUGGGGUUUUGGUUUGUUUGGUUUAAACUCACCCUGAUAAAUAUUUUUAGCUAAGCAGUUCAAUGAGAGA
Elgaria multicarinata webbii is the source of this 2427-nucleotide messenger RNA. It is a transcript of the gene WSCD1, whose product is annotated as WSC domain containing 1. Gene Ontology annotation, molecular function: sulfotransferase activity. NCBI's taxonomy places the organism in Eukaryota, Metazoa, Chordata, Lepidosauria, Squamata, Anguidae. The transcript is spliced from 8 exons. The record is from RefSeq and is a predicted model, not a curated record. Bases 209 to 1945 code for a protein of 578 amino acids.